UUCUACGAAAAGAUUUUUCUUUGAGCGACUUUACAGCUUAAGAGAGGCCCAGAGCGACUUCUUCACUUCAGGACACAGUUUGCGCGAAAAGAGACUGUACACCAUGAUGCUACUUGCGGACCUGCUCCAGUCACGGUGGGACGUAUGCGGUUUGCUGAAGCUGGCUGCGGUGUUCCUCUGCCUGUGUUGGCUGUGGAGACCCCGUCACCUCCCGCCUGGACCCGUCAACUGGCCCCUUCUGGGCAACUUUCUCAGUCUUACACAGGAUGAGCCUAUGUUGCUGAUGACCUGGGCCCGGCAGUAUGGGGAUGUCUUUAUGUACCACGUCGGCAGUCGGGCGGUGGUGGUUCUCAACGGGUACAGGACCAUUCAGCAGGCCCUGGUCAAACAAGCCGAGGACUUCUCCAGCAGACCCUACAUGCCCAUCACAGCACAGAACUCACAGAAGAAAGGUGUCAUCCACGUACCGUAUAGUCCCUUCUGGAAGCAACACAGAAAGCUCACUCUGCUGAAAAUGCGAGAAAUCGGAGUCGACAAGCCCGUCUUGGACCAGAAGAUCGCUGCAGAAGGCAAGUGCCUGGUACAAGAAAUCCUUAAGAAAGACGGCAAACCGUUUAACAUGACCAAGAUAAUCCAAACGGCCGUUUCUAACAUCAUAUCCACCAUGCUGUGUGGUACAAGGUACGAGUACGACCAUCCGGGCUUUCAACGGUUCAUCGCCAACGUCGCUUUGAAUUUCAAAUUUUCCCGCCUUUCCAUGCUGCCCAAUCACUACCCGUGGACCAAGUGGGUCCCGGGUCUCAACACGGAGUUUAACCAAACUCUGGAGUGUAAUCAAGAAAUCAGGGAUCACAUCCGGGAACAACUUGUAGAACACGUGACGUCAUUCGACCCCAGCAACAUCCGGGACUUCAUGGAUGCAUACCUGGAUGAGAUACGUCAUCAAGAUGACAAGAAUUCUACUGUCAACGAAGAUCAGCUAGUACAGGUGAUCAGAGACAUGUUUGUAGCGGGUAUAGAGAACAUUGCGACCGCACUACGCUGGGCUCUGCUGUACUCCGUCCUGUACCCGGACAUACAGGCCAAAGUUCAGGAGGAGAUAGACCAAGUCCUUGGAGGGGGUGGCACUCCUACUAUGGCUGACCGGAAAAAGAUGCCGUACACCGAGGCCACCAUAGAAGAGGUACUCCGGUACGCCACAGUGGCCCCUCUCACCGUGGACCAUGCUACCAGCAGGGACACCACACUCAAUGGAUACUACAUUCCAAAGGAUACGUUGGUGCAGGUGAACCUGUGGUCAGUCCACCACGACCCGGACAUCUGGACCGAACCGGAGAAGUUCGACCCCAGACGCUUCCUGGACAACACUGGACAGUUCCAGAAGAAGGCCGAAAAUAUCCCGUUCUCUCUGGGACGCAGGAUAUGCCUUGGAGAACGUCUGGCUCGUGCGGAGCUGCUGCUGUUAUUCAUCUUGCUGCUGCAGCACUUCAACUUCAAGCUGCCAGAGGGCGCUACACGACCACCGGAAAAGGGUGUUUUCGGCAUCACGUACAACCCCGUGGAUUUUGAUGUGGUGGCAGUGCCGAGGGUCGCUGACACGUAAAUAAACUUAACAUGGACGAAGUGUCUGAACCUUUGAAUCUGUAAACAGGUUCGACAGGGUUAAUGUUAACAAAUUUCUAAGGUUGGCUGACGUAAACGUAAAAUGUCUGAACCUUCAGAAUUUGACAGGGAUCGUGUCAACAAAUUUUUGAUGCUAAGUGUCAAACCAAUUUUAACCAUUAUACAAUGUAUACUGUAUUAGAUUGUAUGGGUUUAAGUUUAAGUUUUAUAGUGAUGACUUCAGUUUACAGUCACAAGUCAACUUUGGGUCAACUUAAUAAUCAGUCUGUAUUUUAUCUAAGUUUAGUUAUGAUGUCAUGAGCCAAUGUUUGCUCCCUUUGUUUCUCUAUUCCCGAAUAAGUUAGAUUUCCUUCAACUGUAGUGGAACUAGGUGUAUUUAGAAUGGAGGUUAAGGUUAUGUUAAAUGUUCAGAAUAAAUGUGUUACCCAUUUUA
Messenger RNA from Branchiostoma belcheri (Belcher's lancelet), 2056 nucleotides. RefSeq names its product cytochrome P450 2U1-like. Gene Ontology annotation, biological process: xenobiotic metabolic process. The transcript has 8 exons. NCBI's taxonomy places the organism in Eukaryota, Metazoa, Chordata, Leptocardii, Amphioxiformes, Branchiostomatidae. Gene Ontology annotation, molecular function: oxidoreductase activity, acting on paired donors, with incorporation or reduction of molecular oxygen, reduced flavin or flavoprotein as one donor, and incorporation of one atom of oxygen; heme binding; iron ion binding. Bases 104 to 1603 code for a protein of 499 amino acids. The record is from RefSeq and is a predicted model, not a curated record. Gene Ontology annotation, cellular component: intracellular membrane-bounded organelle; cytoplasm.